AUGGUGAUCAGUUUGCAAAAAGCGAUUAUUGAGUUGGAACAUUUUUCUUCGAUCCUAAAAAAUGCCAGCGGAUUGUAUGCUUCGGCGAGUGAAUUGGUAAAAUAUUGUUUGCCUCAUCGGACACUCAAAGAAUUAGUCGAAAUUCUUUGGUGUGCCGAACUUCAGUUCGGUAGAAGGCAAAAGAUUCGCAAAUUGGUUCAUGAUAUCAUGAAACGGAUUUCAACAAACACUGCUAGUGCAAUUAGGGCAUAUGCCAAGGAGAAAAGCAUAAAUAUUGAUUUGAAGACUGAGGAUUCAUGGGAAUUGUAUGAUAAAUGCAGCGGAGAAAAACUUGCAGAUGUGCUUUCAAAUUGUCUUUUCCUUUUUUAUACAAUAUAUGAUAUCAGGUCUAUUCCAUACUUAUUCUUGUUAGAUGAAGUGAGUGAAUUGGAGAGGAUUUAUUACGCUGCCAGACAAUUUUUAAAUCAACCGGGAUUGGACGUUUUGAAGAGGAAAUUACCAAAAGAAGCUUUGAAAAUGUAUGGACAAAUAAUGCAAUCCAGUAAAGAAGCGAAUUCGGUUUUUGCGCAGAAAAACUUUUUAUUCUUUACAUCAAAGGCUCUGAAUACUAAGGAAAUUGUUGAUGAUGAAUGUGUCGAAAAAUUCAGACAAGGUGUGGAGAAACUCGUUAAUAAAAUCAUACUUCACGACUUCGAUAUAUUUGAAAUGCGCAAGCUUCUCGAAUUCGAUUUAGCUGGAAAAGUUGAUUUUGCUCUUUUCAAAAAAGCAUGCAGCGUUUUACCCAAAGUAGAAGCAGCAACCGACCCUCGUAUUUCUGAUGAGUUUUUAAAAGUUUUGAAAUACAUCGCAUGUAGUUACAACGAUUGGAAUGCAAUAAUGGCCUAUUUUUACGGAGCAUUCCGAGAAGUAAAUGGCAGUCAGAAGACUUUCAAACGCCUCUAUCAGAAUUUCGAAGAAGACAAGAAAAAUUUUCUCAAUCUCAUUGGGGACUACGCACAACUUCAUACAAAUCAAAUUAAAUUGGAAAAAGCAGUUAAUGAGUGUGCAUGGCUUUUAAUGAUGUCACCUGUUGAUACAUUGAUAUCACUCUUUCUUCAGUGUUUGGAGAAUGUAUUAAUGGUACCAAAUCUUGUUAGAAUUUUGCGUAAGCUGCCAGAAUAUUGUAAGAUUGAAUUCCAAGCAGUGUUUAAUGGCGACAGCAGGACUAAACGUAAUACACCAGUACUGAUGUUUGCACUGAGAGUUAUUAUGACUAUCGAGCGGUCAUCUAUACAAUAUGAUGCAAAACGUCGAAAUUUCGUUUACUUAUGUGCGGCACUGUGUCGUGAACGUCAUGCAUUAUUAAAGGAUGGAAAGAACGAAAGAGAAAAUGAAGGAAGUGAUAAUGAAGAAGCUUUUGGGGACAUUGUUGAUUUUGCCCUCGUAGACGGUUCUGUUAUCCUAGAUCAUAUUGUUCUGCCGACACUAAAACAUGUGUUUUACCAAGAAAUUGCACUAGAAAUUGAAAAGAAAUUAUUGACAUCUUUUGGUGCACGACGUACUCCGAUAAUCUGGAAAAUUGAAGAGGGUAUAAAAUUGGAUGAAAAUGAAACUGCAAUCAGGAACAGUUCUGGGAUCUCCAUUCUACAGUUGAUUUCAAUUUUGCUAGACAUAAUAAAUGAAAAUAAAGACUUUAACGAUUGUACGCUUGUCGGUUCUUGCCAAGAUUGCUUGCGGUUAUUGGGUGAACGGCUUAAAGGCAUGCUUUUACAGGAUGGGGUGGUUAUCGAGACAAAUGCAUUUAACAGUUUGCUCACUUGCUUUGAUAAGUCAUUAUGGGCUUACAGAUAUGCUGUAGCUUCUUGGUUUUGCAAAUGCCUCACAUCUUACAAGAGGGAGAUUCCACUGCUGCUUUACGAGGCCUUGAAAGAAGAAAAUAAACAAAUGUUGAAAGCAGUGAAAACUGAUGCAGAUGACAGCGAUAUUUCUAGUCGCAGUCUUCUGCGAAAACUCUUUGAGUUGGCAACUAUUCAUUCUGAGUUGGCGUUGGAUAUAUUAAAAGAUGGGUUUUCAACAUCGGUAAAUAUUGUUGGACAUGACAUAUCUGGUGCAUUUGUUGAUGUUAUCCGAAGUCACAGUGUAUUUUCGAGUAACAAAAUAGAUGGCUUAGUAGAAGUUAUUAGAGCAAUCGCUAAUCAGAUUGAUCUGUCUCGUCAAAUAGUACCUUUGCUUACAGAGAUUUCGGAAAGUUCAUUUUACGCUGAUGAUAGUUUUAUGUCUUUAUAUCAUAUGCGUCAAAUGUUUUACUAUGGGACUUUUGAUUUUCUGAAACAUUUUCGAAUUGAAAUUGGCGUUGGUUACAGUAAUUCUGAAUUUACUUAUGUUAAAUUCUAUGGCAGGAAAUCUGUAAAUAUAAUGUUUAUAGGACUUCGGCUAAUUGAACCAUUGCUGUUGAUUCAGGAAGCUGUAAUUUGCGCAAUACAUUAUGAUAAAAGAAGUAUAGAAGACUUGACUGCAGCACCGUUUCAUGUUUUGGAAAUCGAAAAUCAAGUGGCAGUGAAAUUAUUGAAAUUAUUUUGCGAACUUGCAAAAGACCAUAUGCAGAAGGAAAUGAUCGAUUUGCGUAGAAGCUACAUAAAACAUAAAGUUGAAAUCAAAGAACCAAGGCCUUGCCUUAGUGAUGUGAAUAUUAAUCGUGAAAUACGUGUUGAAACAGAAUUGAUCCAACUUUAUUUUGCGUCGGUUGUUCUUGCAAAUCAUAUUAUGGGGCUGCCAUAUUAUUUGAAAAUAUUAUUGGUACAGUUGACCAAUUUCCACAUUGAAAUGGGAAGAAUGAAACUUGGUCCGACUUUUGAUGAAAUGGUCAAUAAUGCUUUGUUGAAUCAAGAUGUAGAGGAGGAUACAAUAAAUAAUAAGAAUCUCUAUGCUGUUUCUGAUUUUGACCAAGGAUUAGCUUCAGCAGAGAUGAACGAUUAUUUGUCUUCGCAGACUUUCGCCGUUUCAAACCCUGAGUACGCUACAAACGGAAUGAUGGACAUCACAAGUGCAAACAUUGAAGCAGUACAAGAUUCAUUCAAUGAUCGCCUUUCAGAGAUUUCUGAGCAGAAUGCAAUCUUUGUGGCCGGAACACGGAUGAUAAAAGACCGAUCAAUGUCAAGGAUAAUAGAAAAGCAUUUUCGUAACAGCAGAAGAAACAAUAUGCGAAAAGCAGUCGUCGGACCAAUGCCGGGACGUGAAGCUUUCCUAUCUUUAUCAAGAGAAUGUGAUAAUAUACAUGCUGCUGGGAAUGAAGAACGACAGUUUGACGAUCGAAAUGAUGCUCAAGAUAGUGCAAGUUAUAGAUGGAAUAGUAAUAAUGAUAGUGAUCGCAUCAACAAUAGUGGUUAUCGUCGUAAAAAUAAAAAGCACAAAUGA
Acanthocheilonema viteae is the source of this 3393-nucleotide messenger RNA. The record is from the annotation of a GenBank genome assembly. NCBI's taxonomy places the organism in Eukaryota, Metazoa, Nematoda, Chromadorea, Rhabditida, Onchocercidae.